CUUUGGACCGCAUCACAUCCGCCUUGAAGCCGUUCUACCUUCUUUUUAAAAGACACCCUACCAGGAUGACACACCCCACCCGGCGCAGGUAUCGGGAGUCCCCAUCUGACAAUGUGGACGAAAAUGCUCCAAACGGGGAGGUUGAGCUCCCCGAUGCCGUUGAGAAAGGAGUAAGAUGCGAAAUCAAGGACGUAUACUACACGCCGGUCGAGGGCAAGCUCGGCGAGUAUCACUGGGUGGAUGAGAAACCGCUCGAUGGUCAAUCGACGCCAGCAUGGAAGACCAAGAAAGAGCGGGAGACUUACGCAAUCAUCAGCUUCAACAAGCGGAAGGACUCCGACAGCGACUGGUCCACUUCAUAUGUCCAGAUAAAUAACUCCAAGGUCCACACCGCCUUGGAGAAGAUCCUCGAGGGGUAUCCAAACCUGACCCAAUACGAGUUGAAGAUCUUCCAACCGCCGUAUCUUCCCUUCUUCCACCGCUGGACCGAAUUCACACAGUACAUUGAGCACGAGUCGGACGAAGAUACUUGGCACUAUCUCAAUCUUCUCCGUAACAUGCUUCUUCCGCGUCUCGACGACACCUUCACUCGCUGGGAGGAGGUAGAGGGAACCGGACAUGUCGCGUUCAACAACCUUGAUCUGGCUUUCGAUCCUGGGGACUUCGCCAUUCGUGUCUGCAAUGGAUUCCGCUCAGCUUCUGUCUUCCGUCGGGGCUCUUUCGGCUGUACAUGUGACGGAAGGAGGUUCUUCGAUGCUUAUGUGGAUGUUGUAGACUGGGAUGGGAGACGGUGCGGGCUCCUAUCACAGACUUGGAGGGUUUGGGAAUAUCGUGGACUUCGAGCCUUGACCGCACUCUCCGUGUCUCCUCUGCGAGCUCAUCCCGAUAAGGAAGCUAUUGAGACAGCCCUCAUUUCACGUGGCCGAGUCUUCGAGAAGCUUCGUGGACAGUUCUUCAUGGCGUAUACUGACGAGCACGAGGAAAGAGUCAACGAGCGCACAGUUAUCGAUGCCCGCGCCUAUCACAAGUUCAGCGGGAACUCGUUUCCCCGCUUCGCGAAGCUGAGCGAGAUUGGCCGCCUUACCUGGGCUCAGUCCAUGAACCGGUAUUCAUCUAGUUACGAUGGCGACGUCGACGCUCCGAUGGAGAUUGACCUGACGCCUCUCACUGAUGGGCAAUGUCUGCUGUGCGUCCCGACGGUCAAGUGUUUCAACAUCGAGAGCAAGAAGUGGGAUAAUCUGGACUUGACGAAAUUCCACGAGAUCCCCUGGAGCGAGCGCGCUUUUGACAGCCUGGUGCUUGACUCAGAGGAGAAGGACUUGCUCCUCGCCCUCGUAGAUCGAGAAGAGUUCAAGAACAGCAAGCCAUUUGAUGACUUCAUCAGUGGCAAGGGCCAGGGUAUGAUAAUGCUACUCACUGGGCCUCCCGGUGUCGGCAAGACUCUUACAGCAGAGUCCGUCGCGGAGCAUCUUCGUCGCCCACUCUACAAGGUUGGCGCGGGUGACUUAGGUAUCUCUGCAAGCUCUGUGGAGCGCUGCCUCGAUGUCGCGCUGAAGCUGUGCUCGCACUGGCAAGCGGUAUUGCUUAUUGACGAAGCAGAUGUGUUCAUGGAGGCGCGGACUGCCAACAAUCUCCAGCGGAAUGAGCUGGUGUCAGUGUUCCUCCGCCUUCUUGAGUAUUAUUGCGGCAUUAUGAUCCUCACCACAAACCGUAUGCGCAGCAUCGACACUGCCUUCGAGUCGCGCAUCGACAUCACCCUGACGUACAACAGCCUCACUGAAGCGGAUCGCAAGCAAGUGUGGAAGAACUUCCUUCGCAACUUCGAUUCCAAGGACAUGGAUAUCGACGAAGCUGCAAUUGAUGACCUGGCCAAGUGGGCCUUUAAUGGUCGGCAGAUCAAGAGUGCUAUCAAGACUGCGCGCAUCUUGGCCGCGAAGAAGAAGCAACCCCUCAAUGCCAAACAUCUGAAUGUGGUCUUGAAUUUGAGAAGCAAGGCUUUGGGCUUGAUGGAUGGCGGGACUGCGCACGGGGGAAAUGAGGCUACUAUGAAUGGGGUAAAACCCGCAUAAAGCUCGAGCAGUGACCGAUAGUAUGCGAUGCAGCGCUCUUAACUAUACUUACUACGAUGCAACUGAGGUCUAGCGUAGAAAUUUGGUGCCAUUUGUGGUAGGGAUACGUGGGUCGUGGUACUUCGGCAUAUCUCACCUACGAAAAGCUACUCCUAGGAGCCUUUCGUAGGCAAAGUCUUAAGAGAUGCCAGAGGGCCACCGCCAUCUCCCGCCCUUUAUUUAUCUACUAUGUGUAUCGUCACCUUUCCAGGUGUUGGUAAACGUAAGAUGUCCAUUCGGUUAGCGCCGCUGUUGCUCUUCCCAUGGUGCAAGCCACCUAUGGUCUAAAAUCAGUUCUGCGCUGUGUUUCGGCCUCAGCGAUGCGCUGGGAUUGAAUCCAACCG
Messenger RNA from Trematosphaeria pertusa, 2452 nucleotides. RefSeq names its product P-loop containing nucleoside triphosphate hydrolase protein. The transcript has 6 exons. NCBI's taxonomy places the organism in Eukaryota, Fungi, Ascomycota, Dothideomycetes, Pleosporales, Trematosphaeriaceae. Bases 66 to 2069 code for a protein of 667 amino acids. The record is from RefSeq and is a predicted model, not a curated record. Gene Ontology annotation, molecular function: ATP hydrolysis activity; ATP binding.